GUGGCAUCUGGCCCAAAGGGGUUGUCACAUCAUCAAAGCACUAGCUACACACUGCGUCGCAGUGUCAGUGAGGGGCACUAAUAACACGUGCGUUCUUGUGCUUCUUGGCAGCACUCACCACCCUCAGUGACUGACCAUCGUCGCCAUGUGGCUGGAGCUGUUCCUUUUCGCCCUCUUGGUGCUGCUUCUGCGGUACUACUUCACCAGGCCCUCGGGCAUGCCUCCAGGUCCGAUGGUGAUCCCUUACGUCGGGAACUUGUUAUUCCCUAGCAUUCCUAUGGUCGAGAAAUUCCAGAAGAAAUAUGGCGACAUGUUCAAGACUGAAUUGGGACCCAACAAAUUUAUCUUCAUAUGCAACUACAAGCUCAUCAAGGAAGCUAUGUCAAGGGUUGAACUAUCGGAUCGUCCCCAUUUUGAUUUGGGUUUAAUAAUAUCUGAAGGAGUUCCAGCAGGUGUCAUCAUGACUAAUGGCAAACACUGGCAAAAUGCUCGAAGGUUUCUGCUGCGUAACCUGCGUGAUCUCGGGAUGGGCAAGACCUACCUAGAGGACGCCAUUCAGCGAGAGGCACAGUUGCUGGUGGAGGAUUUCAAGAAACACUCCGGGUCUCCCACGCUCUUUCCCAAAUCCCUCAAUGUCGCUGUCCUUAAUGUUGUGUGGCAGAUGGUUGCAAGCACGAGAUAUGACAUGGACGACGAGAGGGUUUUGUCAGUCAUCAAGAUAAUAAGGUCAUUCGAAGCUACGACUGCACUAAUAAUUUUGGAGUUCAUUCCAUUCAUCAAGAAGAUCAUUCCAGACUUUAUAAAGAACAGAAUCUCGGCAUACAAGACAAUGGCGAACAUGAGAAAAGAAGCGAAGACACUCAUACAGGAAUUGAAGGCAGCACACCGCGCCCAGCUGGACCCUGACAACCCAAGAGACGUGAUCGACGAGUACCUCAUCGCCAUGGACAAUAAGAGUGACAUUGCUGAAUACUUUAGUGAAUUGGACUUAGUAUGUGUGACUUUCGACCUGUUUAAUGCCGGGUUCGACACCACCUCCAAUAUGCUGCGCUGGCUUAUCCUCUACAUGAUCAAAUACCCCGAGGUGCAGCGGCGCGUCCAGGAGCAGAUUGACGCGGUGGUGCCCCGAGACACCUUGCCCUCCUAUCAACACAAACCCAACCUGCCCCUGGUGGAGGCCAUGAUACACGAGGCUCUGCGCUUCUCCUCCAUGGCAGCCCUAGGCAUUGAGCGCUCCCCAAACAGAGACAUUCAAGUAGGGGGCUACCUAAUCCCCAAGGGAAGCUUUGUGUUCCCCGUCAGCAUCUGCUGCCACUACGACCCUCAGUACUGGGAACACCCCGACCAGUUCAGGCUGGAGCACUUUCUGGACGAGCAGGGCAACUUUGCAUCCAAGAAAGAAGGUUUUCUGCCCUUCGGCACAGGACGCAGGAGCUGCUUGGGCGAAUCUCUGGCCAGGAUGGAAGUGUUCCUCUUCGCCUCAGCUCUGCUCCAGAACUUCACCUUUUCUGCCCCUGAGGGUUGCGAGGUGAACCUCAAAGUAAACUCCAGAUUGCCAACAAUACGCAUGCCUACCGACCAAAACAUUGUCAUCACUCCAAGAACAAAAGAAGAAUGAUUGAGGUCACUCCUGUGGACUCUCUUAGAGGCUCGAGUAGGAGGCGCCUCCGGCCUGCUGCUCCCAUCACCGAUUUCGUAAUCGUAGCUUUAUCGCUUGAUGACCAGCUUUACUUUACCUCAUGAUCCUGGCAAGGUUAGAGUAACUCUACUGAGAAAGCAUUCCGUGAACUGUAUUGCAAUGCAUUACGCGAUGUCAGAAGGUCCUCAAGAGAAUAAUAAAAUACCAAAAAACAAAAAAAAAGGUACUGUACAUGCUGAAAAAUAUAGAAAAUAGGCAAGAUGAGGCAUGUGGUCACAGUUUUGCUUCUGACCUGCCGUAUUCAA
This is a messenger RNA of Scylla paramamosain (green mud crab), 1944 nucleotides long. RefSeq names its product cytochrome P450 2L1-like. The coding region runs from base 146 to 1618 and encodes 490 amino acids. The transcript is spliced from 11 exons. NCBI's taxonomy places the organism in Eukaryota, Metazoa, Arthropoda, Malacostraca, Decapoda, Portunidae. Gene Ontology annotation, cellular component: cytoplasm; intracellular membrane-bounded organelle. The record is from RefSeq and is a predicted model, not a curated record. Gene Ontology annotation, molecular function: oxidoreductase activity, acting on paired donors, with incorporation or reduction of molecular oxygen, reduced flavin or flavoprotein as one donor, and incorporation of one atom of oxygen; iron ion binding; heme binding. Gene Ontology annotation, biological process: xenobiotic metabolic process.